Molecule: messenger RNA, 566 nt
Organism: Toxorhynchites rutilus septentrionalis
Lineage: Eukaryota; Metazoa; Arthropoda; Insecta; Diptera; Culicidae
Product: keratin-associated protein 19-2-like
Exons: 3
Coding region: 44-385 (113 amino acids)
Source: RefSeq, a predicted model, not a curated record
UAGUAUUGCACAUCCAGACAAGGUGACAACCUGGGAUAUCAAAAUGUGGAAAGAAUUAACUAUUAUCAGUUUUCUGGUGGCCAUCACUUUGGCGAUGCCAGCUUCCGAAAUCUCUGCACCCGUAGAAGCUGUUCAACCAGAAGGUCCAGCUCUUUUGGUGACUCAACAGGAAGGCGAGGAUCUCGAGGGAGCCGAAGCUGCCUAUGGCGGGUAUGGCGGCUACGGUAGAGGAUUUGGUGGAUAUGGUGGAUAUGGCGGAUUUGGCGGAGGCGGCUAUGGUGGUGGCUUUGGUGGUUUUGGUGGAUAUGGCGGUGGAUUCGGGAGACAUAGAUUCGGCAGAGGCGGAUACGGAUUCGGAUAUGGGCGCAGAAAUUUCUUCGGUUGAACUAAGAGAUUUUAGUGAUGGUGUACAGUUUAAAUGAAGAUAUUUAUAUUUAUAACCAGACAUAAAAGCCUCGAAACAUUGAAGAGAAUGUAUAUCAUCAUAUGAAUAUCGUCAUUUCCAUUAAAUUCCUCUCUGUUCUACCUAAAGAAAAUCGAAUAAAAGUUAAACAUAUUAGAACGUU